UGCAAAACGAUAAAGGUGGGAGAGGUGGUGGGAUCUGAUCUCCUACACCGCACGCAACCCAUUAAAACUCGCAGCUUUACGACUCCAUCGCCAUCACCGCCGUAACUAAAAAAGAAAGCAUCUCUCUCUCUCUCUCUCUCUGGUCUCACUUCCUUCCUUCUAGAGUCUCUUCUCAGUCCACUCCUGAAGAAGGCCUUUUUUCCCAUGCGGCGGUUGCUUCACAUGCUCUUCGCUUCCCGAAUCGGCGCGUCAUCAAGAGGAGUUCGCGGUUCUCUUCGCGAUUCCUUCGAAUUCCAUCGGCUUCCCAUGCCUCUGGACAUGGAGUCUUAGUCGAUUCUCGCGUUUUGCGGGAUCUGGUUGUUUCUCUCGCGGCGUGAUUUGAGCGCCGAGGCGGGGUUUUGAAGUUUCAGCUUGGAGAGAGAGAGAGAGAGAGAGAGGGAGGGAGGGAGGGAGGAAGAAGCAGAGACGGCUUACCGGAGCGAUGUCGAUGAAGAGAGAGCGAAGUCGAAGAGCCUCGCGCUGCUUCGCGUAAUGUGUACGAGUACGUGUCUCUGAUUGUGGAAUAGCCUUUGCCGAUAACAAGCGGAUGCGGUGAGCUCGAGCAGUCGAGAUGAUGGAGAAAGGAUCGGAGUAAGGAGGCGGUCUAAAUGAAGCGCAAGGCGAAUCAACAGAAAUCUCAGCACAAAUGGAGGAGGAAGCUGUUUGCGGCGGUUUUGUUGGGGUUUGGCUUCGCGAGCUUGAUGUUGAUGCAGACUCAGUACAGUCGCGUUGUGAAGUUGGCUUCGCUGCAUUAUCGCUCUGCUCCCAAGCCCAAGAUCGCCUUCCUAUUUAUAGCGCGAAAUCGACUUCCGUUGGACAUAGUUUGGCACGCGUUUCUCCAGGGUGAGGAGGACAGAUUUUCAAUUUUUGUCCAUUCAAGGCCUGGGUUUGUGUUGAACAAGGCAACUACAAGAUCGGUCUAUUUUUUAAAUCGGCAAGUUAAUGACAGUGUACAGGUGGAUUGGGGAGAAGCAACCAUGAUAGAAGCAGAGCGUAUUCUUCUUAAACAUGCACUGGAAGAGCCUUUUAAUGAACGCUUUGUCUUUCUAUCAGACAGCUGCUUACCUCUAUAUAACUUCAGCUACACAUACGACUAUAUAAUGUCAACAGCAACUAGUUUUGUGGACAGCUUUGCAGAUACAAAACAGGGACGUUAUAAUCCAAAAAUGGGUCCAAUUAUACCUGUUCAUAACUGGAGGAAAGGAUCUCAGUGGGUUGUUCUAUCCAGAAAACAUGCGGAAGUGGUGGUGAAGGAUAAUACAGUCUUUCCAAUCUUUCAGUUGCACUGCAAGCGGAGGUCACUACCUGAGUUUUGGAGGGAUCAUCCCCUUCCAGUUGAUGCAUCAAAGGAGCACAAUUGUAUACCCGAUGAACAUUACGUGCAGACCCUACUUGCUCAGGAAGGCCUUGAAGAAGAAAUAACACGAAGAUCUCUGACACAUUCUUCAUGGGAUCUUUCAUCCUCUAAAGACCGUCAGCGUCGUGGAUGGCAUCCUGUUACUUACAAGUUUUCUGAUGCUACUCCAAUGCUAAUAAAAUCCAUAAAGGACAUUGAUAACAUCCACUAUGAGACAGAAAACCGAAGAGAAUGGUGCAGCAGCAAAGGGAAGCCUUCACGAUGCUUCCUGUUUGCAAGAAAAUUCACCCGGCCUGCCGCACUCCGGCUUCUAAAUGACUCUGCACUGGGAGCUUCCAGAGAUAAUUUGUAAAUCCUGACCUCAAAUGAAGUAUACACAAUAGUAAUCUUUAUGUAUUAGAAUAGCUUCGAUUAGAUCCAACUCGCGCAAAGAAUAUCGUGUGAUAUGUGUGUAGAAUAAAAGGUAAAAGGUUGUAGCCUAAGGAGAAGGAAAUAUAGGGAAAUACGUUAUACAGGGUAUGGGCUGUUGUAAUUGAUUUGGCACUUGAAGCAAUAAAAGGAGAGGAUGGUUUUCCCCUU
Rhodamnia argentea is the source of this 1975-nucleotide messenger RNA. RefSeq names its product glycosyltransferase BC10. NCBI's taxonomy places the organism in Eukaryota, Viridiplantae, Streptophyta, Magnoliopsida, Myrtales, Myrtaceae. The transcript has 11 exons. Gene Ontology annotation, cellular component: membrane. The record is from RefSeq and is a predicted model, not a curated record. Gene Ontology annotation, molecular function: glycosyltransferase activity. The coding region runs from base 648 to 1748 and encodes 366 amino acids.